UUGGUCUCGAUUGGUCAAGGUCCAAAAUGCCGACAUCGAAAUGUUACGAAAUGUAUCCAGGGGCGUGUUCGUGAAUCGCCAUCUUGGCUCCGAAUUGAGAAGUCGGCUCGCUUGCCUUGCUCGGGAAGUCAGAGCCGAAAUGACCCCAGUUUCUGUUCCCUUCCGCAGACGCGCUCACUCAUUGGGAACAUGACGGCGACUUUGGUUGUCCAGAGGUUAGCAGGAGUGUCUGGGGCGCUUGCUGUCGCCGCGGGAGCAUAUGGCGCUCACGGGUUCAGACGGAGUGACAGAGACGAUUAUUUGAAAGAGAUGUUUGAAACGGCCAACAAGUACCACUUCCUGCACAGCCUGGCUCUGCUCGGUGCGGCUCGCUGCAGGAAGCCUGCGCUGGCCGGCGGGCUGCUGACGGCUGGCAUGGGGCUCUUCUGUGGGGCGCUAUAUCACCAGGCCAUCACCGGGGACCCCAGCCUCAGCAAGCUCGCUCCGUACGGGGGCACCAUGCUCAUCGCCGGCUGGGCUGCCAUUGCCCUUUGACCCCUGACCCCUGACCCCGGGGCAUCAUUGUGACCCCUGGUAGGGUUCCCUCAAAACACCUGCCCACCCUAUAAAUCAGAGACUUUGAGGCGAAGGGAGACUUUGGCAAAGAGGGUGUCGUGAAGCCAGCGUUGUCUCAAACGGGUGUUUCCCUUCACAGGUGUCCAUAAAAAAAAGGUGUGCGGAUCAGUUGCUGUUUUUUCUGACCUUCAACGGGUGCUUUCAAAAUCCGUGAAGGUUUCUGUGACUUGCUUGCGUGAGCUUUUGUGUGGAUUUUUUUUUUUUUUCCGGCAAAAAAAAUAAAGCCGUUUUGAAAAUAC
This is a messenger RNA of Anguilla anguilla (European eel), 854 nucleotides long. RefSeq names its product transmembrane protein 256 (gene tmem256). The transcript has 4 exons. The record is from RefSeq and is a predicted model, not a curated record. Bases 190 to 534 code for a protein of 114 amino acids. Lineage: Eukaryota; Metazoa; Chordata; Actinopteri; Anguilliformes; Anguillidae.